AUUAUACAAUGUCAACCAUAAAAUGACGUAAAUAAACCAACUUUGUAGCCAAAAUGACGUGAUAAUUUGGUUUUGGGAAAGAAUAAAAUGCAGGCAAAAUUAUUUAGUGCAAAAUGGGCAUUGUUAACAACUAAACGUUUUCAAUUUUCGACAGUUACCAGAAACAGGCACCAGAGUCAUUACGACGUAUUAAAAGUGAAAAGGGAUUGUUCCAACAGAGAGAUUAAAGAUGCUUUUAUUAAACUAUCGAAACAAUAUCAUCCGGAUGCAAACAAAUCUCCAGAUUCCAACAAAAAAUUUGUACGAAUUGUUGAAGCUUACAACAUUUUAAGUAAACCAAAUUUAAGGAGAAGUUACGAUUUAGGAAUGAUUGUUACAAAAGAUGAAGCAACAGGACAAUACUACAACCCUGUUUCACAAAGAACUCCAUUUGAUGACCCAAUCUUUUGGCAUAAUCGUGAUAAAUCCCAAGACAAAUAUUACGAAACUAAACCAUACUAUGGUAUUAAAGGAUUAAAAAAACUUCCAAAUGUUGUUAUUGUUCUAAUUUGUCUUUUGGUUACUUUAAUCGGGGUUGUUCUUCAAGUUAUCGCAAUAAAUGCAUCUGUAACGUUAAAAAGAGACAAGUUAAUAAAAGUAUCUGCUGAAAACGAAGCGAUAUUAAAAGAAUUGCAAGAGGAAGCUGAACGAAAUGGAAACAAAGUACAAUUAGAAAGAUUACAGAAACGAUGGGAAGAACAAAAUCAUAUUAACAAUGCAGAACUGUGAUAUUAAUGUAAUUAAAAGGUUGUAAAUAAAAAAGAUUUAAGUUUUAAACAUA
This is a messenger RNA of Onthophagus taurus, 820 nucleotides long. Its product is annotated as dnaJ-like protein 60. Lineage: Eukaryota; Metazoa; Arthropoda; Insecta; Coleoptera; Scarabaeidae. The record is from RefSeq and is a predicted model, not a curated record.